Caenorhabditis elegans is the source of this 7148-nucleotide messenger RNA. RefSeq names its product Titin-like (gene F35A5.1). Bases 1 to 6936 code for a protein of 2311 amino acids. The transcript is spliced from 7 exons. The record is from RefSeq and is marked reviewed. Gene Ontology annotation, cellular component: cytoplasm. NCBI's taxonomy places the organism in Eukaryota, Metazoa, Nematoda, Chromadorea, Rhabditida, Rhabditidae.
AUGAGCCGUGCUCCACCGACCCCAAUCAAAAAUCCGGCAAAGAAAUGGAAGCCACCAUGGGAGAGUGUCGAUGAAGAAGAAGAAAUGGAAGUGGACGAAGAAACACCAGCGCCAUCAAAAUUAGAGAAAAAGCCUAGUUUGAAACGAAAAGAUGCGCCAACGAAACCAGUUCCAUCGCCGGGUGCCCCAUCACCUGUUCCAAUCAAAAAUCCAGUGAAAAAGUGGAAGGCUCCUUGGGAGGAUGAUGAACCAAUGGAAGAAGCACCAGCUGCACCGGUACCCGCCAAAAAGGUAAGAGAUCCUUCUCCAAAGAAAGUUCCUGCAAAACCUAGAGAUGCAUCCCCAAAGAAAAUUAUGGCGGCUAAAAAAGAACCGGAGACGCUACCAGCAGUUCCACCGACUCCAGUAAAGAACCCAGUGAAAAAGUUUAAAGCACCUUGGGAAGACGACGAAGUUGAUGUGGAGGAUGUCAAAGAUGCUCCAACAGUUCCUGCUAAGAAGACUCCUGUUCUCAAAAAAAAAGAACCAGCCGCUGCUGCAAAACCAAGAGAUCCAUCACCAAAAAAAGCAGCACCAAGCAAAGAACACGACCCAAUAGUUCCACCAACUCCAAUUAAAAAUCCAGCAAAAAAAUGGAAACCACCAUGGGAAGAUGAUGAAGUUCCGACUGAAGAAAUUAAAGAACCCGAGCCAGCUACUCGAAAAGUCCCUGCAUUAAAGAAAAAGGAGCCAUCAACUUCUGUUAAGCCUGUCAGCGAUCCAUCACCAACCAAAAAAGUUCCUGUGAAAAAGGAACCCGAGGUUCCACCAACACCGAUUAAGAAUCCAACAAAGAAGUGGAAACCUCCAUGGGAAGACGAGACUCCAGUUGAAGAAGUGAAAGAACCACCAGUGCCGGAGAAGAAAGCACCAGUUUUAAAAAAGAAGGAUCCGGCACCGGCUGCAAAAGCAAGAGAUCCAUCACCAUCAAAAGCUGCACCAAAAAAAGUUGAACCAAGUUCACCUGUGGUUCCGCCUACGCCAGUGAAAAACCCUGUGAAGAAGUACAAACCACCAUGGGAAGUGGACGAUGAACCAGCUGAAGAAGUCAAAAAACCUUCAGCACCGGAGAAGAAAACCCCUGUUUUGAAAAGAAAGGAGCCCGAACCUAGUUCAACAACUCCUUCAAGCGAUCCGUCACCUAAAAAAGCAGCUCCUGCAGUAAAACCGAGAGACUCCUCUCCCAAAAAGGCUACACCUCUUCAAGCGGAUCCCAAAGCACAAGAAGUGCCACCAACCCCAGUGAAGAAUCCUGUGAAGAAAUAUAAACCACCAUGGGAAGUAGAUGAUGAAGAUCCUGUUGAAGAAGUGAAACAACCAGAAGCUCCGGCAAAGAAAACUCCAGUUCUCAAGAGAAAAGAACCUGCCGCAAAAGAUACUGCAAAACCGGCGACAUCGAAAACUCCGGAAACUCCUGAAAAGAAGGAUCCGGUGAAACCACGAGACUCUUCUCCAAAGAAGGUAGCUGCCAAACCGGACUCUGCUCAAGCUCCUGCCACUCCUGUCAAAAAUCCAGUUAAGAAAUGGCGUCCACCAUGGGAAGAUGACGAAACUCCUGCUGAUGAUGUUUCGAAGCCGACAGAUGCUAAGAAAACUCCUUCCCUCGCGAAAAAAGAUCCAGCUCCUGCAAAAGAGUCACUAAAACCAAAAGCAGAUACCAAAGCUCCAGCAAAACCCAGAGACCCGUCUCCCAAAAAAGUUGCACCAACUGCUCCAGAGAAGAAAACACCAGUUUUGGCAAAAAAAGAGCCAGCGGGUCCAGCCGACAGUAAGACUAAAGAGCCAGAAAAGUCUAAGCCACGGGAUCCAUCACCAAAGAAAGCGGUACCGGCAAAACCUGUUCCAAAAACUGAAGUAGCACCUGCGGCUGUUAAAAAACCAGAACCUAUUUCUAAACCGAAGGACACAGCACCAAAAAAAGCGGAACCCAACUCACCCGUUGUUCCUCCAACGCCAGUGAAGAACCCGGUUAAAAAGUGGAAGCCGCCAUGGGAGGACGACGAUGCUCCAGCUAAACCAGUAAGUCUCCCAGAACCUGAAAAAAAGACUCCAGUUCUUGCAAAAAAAGCACCAACGAAGCCGGACUCGGAAGCAGCAGCGGAUCCUGUUAGUGGUCCUUCAUCUAAAGAUCCAAAAUUAGCAAAGAAGGCGCCUGUGAAGCCCAGAGACCCCUCUCCAAUGAAAGCGGUCCCAAUUAAACCCGCACCAAAAACUGAAGUACCACCAGCGGUAGUUAAAAAACCGGAGCCCGUUGCAAAAUCGAGAGAUCCAUCACCGAAAAAAGCAAAAGCUGAACCAAACUCUCCGGUGGUUCCUCCAACGCCUGUGAAAAAUCCAGUGAAGAAAUGGAAACCACCAUGGGAGGAUGAUGACGCUCCAGCUGAACCAGUAAAUGUCCCAGAACCAGAGAAGAAAACUCCAGUUUUGGCAAAAAAAACGCCUGUAAAACCAAGAGAUCCAUCUCCUAAGAAAGCGGUUCCAGCAAAGCCCUCAACAAAAACCGACGCCCCUCCAGUGAGUGUCAAAAAACCAGAGCCGGUAUCAAAACCAAAAGAACCAUCACCGAAGAAAGCGGAACCCAACUCUCCGGUGGUUCCUCCAACGCCAGUGAAAAAUCCAGUGAAAAAAUGGAAACCACCAUGGGAAGAUGAUGAUGAACCCACAGAAGAGGUGAAAAAACCAUCAGAACCGGAAAAAAAGACACCAGUUCUUGCAAAGAAGGAACCAGAAAAGCCAAAAGAUGCACCUAAAGUUGCCGCUAAACCUAGAGAUCCAUCGCCGAAAAAGGCUGUUCCUGAAAAAGAGCCAGCAAAGGUAGCGGCUAAACCAAGAGACCUGUCUCCAAAGAAAGCAAUUCCAAUUCCCGCCAAUACACAAGAAGCCCCGCCGACGCCGGUUAAAAAUCCAGUAAAAAAAUGGAAACCACCAUGGGAAGACGAUGAUGAACCAGCAGAACCCGUAAGUGCGCCAGAACCGGAAAAGAAAACACCAGUUCUUGCAAAGAAGGCUCCUGCUAAACCUAGAGAUCCUUCUCCAAAGAAAGCAGCUCCAGUCGCAGCAAAGCCAGAUCCCAAAAUUCCUGAGGUACCUCCGACUCCCGUUAAAAAUCCUGUGAAAAAAUGGAAACCACCAUGGGAGGAUGACGAUGAGCCAUCGGAGCCUGUUUCAGCGCCAGAACCGGAAAAGAAGACACCAGUUCUUGCGAAAAAAGCACCAACGAAGCCUGCUACAAAACCGGAUUCAGAAGCAGCAGCGGAUCCGGUUAGUGGUCCAACAUCUAAAGAUCCGAAACUCAGCAAAAAAGCACCGGUGGAAAAACCGAAACCGACUACUGAUCCAAAAGAUGACAAACUAAAACCUUCGCCAGCUAAAAAACCUGAGAAGGCACCGGAGCCGGCAGCACCGAAAAAAUGGAAACCCGUCUGGGAUGAUGAUCCGGAUGAACCAGAAGCAGAUUUCACAGUUCCAGCACCAAGUAAAAAACCGGAUACUGAAGAUCCAGCAGACCCUCUCGGUGGACCUAAAACAAAAGAUCCAAAACUGAACAAAAAAGCACCAGCUGAAAAGCCAACUGAAAAACCCAAACCAAAAGAAGUGUCAAAAGAACCACCGAAACCAACAGAGCCACCUAAACCAGCUGCGCCGAAGAAAUGGAAACCACCAUGGGAAGAUGAUCCAGAUGAGCCAGAAGCUGAUUUCACAAUGCCGGCUCCAAAGAAACCUGACACUGAAGAUCCAGCUGAUUCCCUCGGUGGACCCAAACCAAAGGAUCCUAAGUUAGCAAAGAAAGCUCCAGCUAAGAAGCCUACAGAAACUCCCAAACCGAAGGAAGUACCCAAAGAGCCACCUAAAGCUGCAGAGCCACCUAAACCGGCAGCGCCGAAAAAAUGGAAGCCACCAUGGGAAGAUGAUCCAGAUGAGCCAGAAGCUGAUUUCACAAUGCCGGCUCCCAAGAAACCAGACAGUGAGGAUCCUGCCGAUUCUCUUGGUGGACCCAAACCAAAGGAUCCAAAGCUAGCAAGCAAAGCUCCGGCUAAAAAACCUAGUGAGACGCCGAAACCAAAAGAAGUGCCAAAAGAACUACCAAAACCAGCAGAGCCAUCAAAACCGGCAGCACCCAAAAAAUGGAGACCGCCAUGGGAAGAUGAUCCUGAUGAGCCUGAAGAGCCUGAAGCUGAUUUUACCAUGCCAGCCCCUAAGAAGCCUGACACUGAAGAUCCAGCUGAUUCUCUUGGUGGACCUAAGCCAAAAGAUCCAAAGCUAGCAAAGAAAGCUCCGGCUAAAAAACCGACGGAAACUCUCAAACCGAAGGAUGCGCCGAAAGAACCACCAAAACCAGCAGAUCCACCUAAACCAGCAGCGCUCAAGAAGCCGCCAUGGGAAGAUGACCCAGAUGAACCUGAAGCUGAUUUCACAAUGCCUGCUCCUAAAAAGCCGGACACAGAAGAUCUAGCCGAUCCUCCCGGUGGACCCAAACCGAAAGAUCCUAAGUUGGCAAAGAAAGCUCCUGCUAAAAAACCGAGUGAAACACCCAAACCAGAAGACGCGCCGAAAGAACCACCAAAACCUGCAGAACCACCAAAACCAGCAGCUCCGAAGAAAUGGAAACCUCCUUGGGAAGAGGAUCCAGACGAGCCGGAAGAGCCGGAAGCGGACUUCACGAUGCCUACCCCUAAAAAGCCGGACACAGAAGAUCCAGCCGAUCCUCUCGGUAGACCAAAACCGAAGGAUCCUAAGUUGGCAAAGAAAGCUCCUGCUAAAAAACCGAGUGAAACACCCAAACCGAAGGACGCGCCGAAAGAACCACCAAAACCUGCAGAACCACCAAAACCAGCAGCGCCGAAGAAAUGGAAGCCACCAUGGGAAGAAGAUCCAGAUGAGCCUGAAGAGCCGGAAGCUGAUUACACGAUGCCCGCUCCUAAAAAGCCAGACACUGAAGAUCCAGCAGAUCCUCUUGGUGGACCAAAACCAAAGGAUCCCAAGUUGGCGAAGAAAGCGCCAGCGAAAAAACCAACAGAUAAGCCAAAAUCAAAAGAUGUUCCGAAAGAAGCUCCAAAACCUGCAGAACCACCAAAACCAGCAGCGCCGAAAAAAUGGAAGCCUCCAUGGGAAGAAGAUCCAGACGAGCCAGAAGAGCCGGAAGCGGACUUCACGAUGCCCGCCCCUAAAAAGCCAGACACUGAAGAUCCAGCUGAUCCUCUUGGUGGACCAAAAAAGAAAGAUCCCAAACUGGCUAAGAAAGCGCCAUCCAAAAAGCCGACAGAUAAGCCAAAACCGAAGGACCUUCCCAAAGAAGAGCCAAAGCCUGCAGAGCCUCCAAAACCAGCAGCGCCUAAAAAGUGGAAACCACCAUGGGAAGAAGAUCCUGACGAGCCUGAAGAACCUGAGGCGGACUUCACAAUGCCCGCCCCUAAAAAGCCAGACACAGAAGAUCCAGCUGAUCCUCUUGGUGGACCAAAGAAGAAAGAUCCAAAACUAGCGAAGAAGGCACCAGCUAAGAAACCGACAGACAAGCCAAAACCAAAAGAUGCUCCUAAAGAUGCGAAGCCUACACCAGAAGAACCAGCAAAACCGGUUGCACCAAAAAAAUGGAAGCCUCCAUGGGAAGAAGAUCCAGACGAGCCUGAAGAACCAGAGGCAGAUUUUACUAUGCCAGCUAAAAAGAAGCCAGACACUGAAGAUCCAGCAGAUCCACUCGGCGGACCAAAUAAAAAAGAUCCCAAGUUGGCCAAGAAAGCACCCACGAAAAAACCAGCAGAUAAACCGAAACCAUCUGAAGAGCCUGAAAAGCCAGUGGCACCAAAGAAAUGGAAACCGCCAUGGGAAGAAGAUCCAGAUGAUGAACCGGAAGCCGAUUUCACGGUGCCAAUAAAACCUGGUGAGGAUGAAGACGAACCGGAAGAUGCUGAUGAUGAAGAAGAGCCAGAGGAUGAACCUGCUGAGGACGAACCAAAGAAAAAAAAACCUAAAAAACAUCGCAAACGUCCAAAGAAGAAGAAACCCGUUGUAGAACCUGAGAAAGAACCAACGCCAGAGCCUGUUGUGCCGAAGGCACCGAAAUGGAUUGCUCCAAUUAAAAAACCAGAAGAACCAAUUCCAAUGCCACCAAAAGAAAAGACGAUAGCAGAGAGAAACAAGGAGGAGAGGAUACCUCCAGCACUUCGAUAUGCUAAAAAACCAAGAGAACUAGAAGUAUACAUUCCAUUUGUCAUUCCAUGGGAACAAACUGCGGCUUUAAUUACACAGGAAGGUAUGGGGGCUUUCGGUAAGAGUAGAGCCGCAAAUGUGGAAGUCAACUUUGGAGACAAGCCUAUUGUGCAGGGAGCGGUCGAUUCAAAAACUGUUAUUCCACUGUGGAAUGACGAAUCAAAAUGUGCCAAUCGUAGUGGCAUGACGGCGUUUGGAGCACCUCGGGAAAUUGAUCAGAACGUUGUUGAUCAUCAUGUAUUUAAUUUGAUGGAUAAAGGAAAAAGUCAAGGUAUCAUUCCAUUAUUGGCUAAAGGAACAACUUAUCAUCCUCACGGCGAGUAUGGAACUAUUCGCAGACAGACUGCUGAUGUAAAGUACAAAGAUGGCUGGAAACCUGGAAUGGAUAGCGAAUCGCAUGGUUUUAUUUCUCGACAAUUCAUUGCGAAUUCAAAGGAAAAAGCUGGAAGUAACUUGUUGGACAAGAGGCGAACUAUUAUUUCGGAUGCACUGCCACAAUCCAAAGAGUGUGAAGCCAUGAUUCCAUUGAUGUUUGAUGGAAGAGCUGUAGAAACAAGAGAGGGCAGCGAGUUCGGAUCGUUCCGACCGCUGGUAACAAAUGCAACAGGAGGAUAUUUGAUGUCCUACGCAGAUGAGAUGAAGUGCAAAAAUAUUAUUCCUUUCCAGACUGCACCGUCGCUAGUCAGAUAAAAGGAAUUUCUCUCCAAUGUACACCACACAUGUUCAUUUUCCAUUUGAAAAUGUUUAUCAAUUCCUAUAUAUGAUUAGUAUUGUUGUUUGUAAUGUAGUCUACUUAUAAUCGUUUUCCUUGACUUUCUGACCGACGUUUUUCAAUUUAUCUAGUUUUGAUGUUUGUGUCUACAGGUGCUUAUAUUUUCUCCGAAUAAAAUUGCACGUUUUUG